CGUCCACCGUUCAGGCAUAUGACGUUUCUUUCAACAUCACCCGACCUCAACCACCUCCCGCUCAAUUUCCAAACGUCCUUGCAGCCGCCCGCCACCUCCACAGAUCCGCGGCGCUUCCUUCGCGACUCCCGACUCGACGCCCCAGGCGUAAUCUCGCGGCAGGACGCUCACUCAGAGCUGUCGCCAUGACUACGCGCGCUUCGGAUCGACUGACAACCGCCUAACCCAGCUUCGUCCGACACGCAACAUCAACCCCGUAAAAGCCGUCAUGUCGACGGCUUCGCGGUCCUCAUACCAUCCGAGCCGCAGGCUCGGCAGUGUGCAAAGCGUACAGGAUAGUGAACGCCUGGGUCGCACGCCCUCAAGUCGCCGCACGGCCACCGUCGUCAGCUACGAUGAUGCAUACUCCUUCGCCCUCCGUAUCGCCUUCCUGCGAUACCUUUUGCAACCCAGGAAAAAGCGAAAGGAAUAUGUUAGCGCACCGAAACCGCCCCCGCGUGCCCACACUUCGAGCAUCACCGAGCUGAUGAAGGAACUCGUCCCUUCGGGCUCCUCGGUGAAGCUGCCGUCCGGAUUCCGCCACUCCCUUGAGAAGCGCAUGUCUGGUGUCCUUCAGGGCAUCGAGAAGAUGCCAGGAUACAGCGAUGCCGCCGUGAAACGGACAUUCGCCGAGGCGUACACUGCCUUCACGGCCAAAGACUUCGCGAAAACCAUUGACAAGGACCGCAAGGUCGAGCCUCUGGUCCUGAUAUUUUACUCUUCCGCCACCAAAGCCCAAGGACGGAACAAAUCCCCCGAAGAUCACUCGUGGAAAGUGCUUGUCGACAGGCACUUGGCUAUGUUCAUCAGGCUGCUCAGCAGCAUCCUCAGAGAGAAAGGGGACAUUGAGCUGGUCGCCCGCCUCAACACGCUCGAGAAGAAACUGCUCAGCAACGACCAAAACCUGUAUCUCGACACCAGUCAGGAGGACCAUUCUUAUGUGGAAGUGGAGAUCCCCCUGAGCUACGAGGUCAAGGACAUGCAUAUGGUGCAGCUCGUUGGCAAGAUCUUUGGCGUGGCCAACUCGCAAGUCCAGGCCGACAUUGACCGAAACGCGUCCACUUGGACGGAGGAGGCCGCGUUGAAGGACUACAAAGCAUACCAGUUCAGGCUGUCAGCCGGCAUGGCGGGAACCUUGCGCAAGCAGGAUUUCGACGUGGAUGAAGCAUAUGAAGAGUGGAGGAAGGGAGAGGCUCCCCAUCUGGCCAAGAUCUUUUCCGAAAUCCUAAGCGUCCGCCCAGAUCUCAAGGGAGGAGCUGGGUCGGGGAACGACAAGCCGCUGCCUGUGCGACCUCAGUCCAUGUACGAGGAUCAAGCCUAUGCAGAUUUGAGCAGAAUGCUCUCCAAUCCCGAGUCUUCAGUGACCAGCUUCGAUCCGUCCGUCAGCUUUGGUUCGCUCUCCUUAGAGGAUACAUCUAGUAUACGGGCUGUCGAUGAGCCGAACUAUACGUUCAUCCCUCCAGAUCCACGCGCUACCUACAAGGUUAUUUUGCAGUACGUCGUAUCAUACGACCAGCUCCACUCCGAUACAUCGGCGUCGCCACUGUCGGAGGAGACGGCAGACUUUCUGAUAGAACUCGCCGUGCGAUGGCGGAUCCCGCAGUUUUCACGCUAUGUCGCCUUCGUCGAAGUCACGACCCGCAAAUAUCUUGACCAAGAGCUAUCCCCUGAGCAGCUCUACAACUGCCUGGACCUCAUAAAGCAGCCUUUGGAGGAACCCAAAAAGCCGGUUCUCAUUCAGAUGUACACGUCUGGCUUGAGCGACAUAGACCCCAGUAAAUGGACCAUCACUGACUUUGCUGGCUAUCAGCAGUCUUUGAGAGACCUCCAUGACGCUUUGUUGCGGGAACUCUACAGUCUUCUCACACGGUGCUACGAACCAAACCCGCCGACCAUCGGCGUGGUCAUGGCUUUACUCAAUAACCACGUCUAUUCCGAACCCACAUUCUCGCAGAAACCCGAUGACGCAGCCGAGUUUUCACAGCAACUUGAUAAUGGGCUCCGCCAACAGGCUGCGCAGGUGUACAGGGACUUUCUGGAUUCCCAUAUUCCACAGAGUCAGCGAGAGUGGGAUUUCAGCCAUGUAGUGAAACUCGGCAAGGCUGUCGUGGGUCUAGCGGAGAAGAUCAAGAAGCGCUAUCGCAAGAACCCCGAAAUCAUGGGCGCCAGCCCGUUCAAGGCCCUGGUGGAGACGACCCUCCCGAGCUUCGAAGAGGAUUGUCACGAGAUCAUCAAGCGCGUUCUUCAGACUGCCCAGGAGACAGGCGUUGAACUUGAUCUCCAGGAUGGUUUUGACUUGUACAAGGAGCUUGUCGAGAUCAGGAAGAUGCAUGAGGCAGCGCUCCCGGGCAAACCGUUUGCAUUCCACAUCGAAGGCCUUCUGGAAGGGUUUGUCUGGAAGUGGAUCAAGAACGUCGAUGACAAGAUGCAAGGCUUCGUCGAGGAAGCGAUCAAGCAAGACCAGUUCAGGGUCCGGACGCUUCACGAAGGGGAUAUACCCUCGGACGACGACCGCCACAGUGUCUCCAUUAUCGAUAUAUUCUCGCUCUUCAACCAGACGGUGGAGUCGCUUGUGCAGCUUGAGUGGAACGACGAGGUUCAUCUGGCACGCUUCAUGACGGCUCUCUCCAAGUCGUUCGCUGCGGGCAUUGGGCGAUACUGCGAAAUCGUUGAGCAGCUCUUCGCCAAGGAGAUGGAUCGGCAGAGUGCACAGGAGGCAGCAGUGGCUUCCAAGACGGCGCAAGAAAGGUGGCUGCAAUACGCCAAGGACGCCUGGAAUUCGAAGGAGAAGAUUGAGCCUUUCCAGUUCUUACCGGAGUCCUUCGUGAAGUUCAACAACAUUGAAUGGGCCAUGCAGGUCAUGGAUAAGUUGGAGAAGCGGAUGAACGUGGACGCCUGCGCCGAGGUGCUCAACAGAGUUGACGGGCCUAAGCGGCUUGCCAGGAAGCCAGCUCACUACGUGUUCACGAUCAAGAUUGUCGAGGGCGAGGAGCUGAAGGCUUGCGAUCCGACCGGGACUAGUGAUCCUUACGUCGUGCUGUGCGAUGAAUACCAGAAACGCCUUCACAGGACAAGGGUCAUUCCGCGGAAUCUCAACCCGCGUUGGGACGAGUCGGUCGAUAUUACCGUGUCCGGGCCGCUCAACCUCAUCGCCACGGUCUGGGAUCACGACAUGUUCGGUGACCAUGACUUUGUCGGGCGGACGUCGCUGAAGCUUGAUCCAGUACACUUCAGCGAUUACCUGCCAAGAGAGUUCUGGCUGGAUCUAGACACGCAGGGAAGGAUCUUGAUCAGGGUCAGCAUGGAGGGCGAGCGUGACGAUAUCCAGUUCUAUUUCGGAAAGGCCUUCCGUCAUCUGAAGCGGACAGAGCGAGAUAUGGUGCGCAAGGUUACAAGCAAGUUGUCCAUGCACAUCAACUCCUCGUUGUCCCGCGAGGCUCUGCGCGGUCUUCUGAACAAAGGCAUUGGAGCCUCGGUGACCAGCCUCUGGAAGAAGAGGCAGUCCCACGCCCCGGCGGUCACGCCAGCGGAGGUGGAAAACGCUCUACAGCCGCUCUUCACCUACUUUGACGAGAACUUCGCCAUCAUGAAGCAGACACUGACAGACGCCACCAUGAUGGCAGUCAUGACCAGGCUCUGGAAGGAAGUGUUGCUGGCUAUCGAGGCCCUGCUUGUCCCACCGCUCUCGGACAAGCCAUCGACUCAGAAGCCACUUACCCAGGCGGAGAUGGACGUUGUCUACCGUUGGCUGGAGCUGCUCUUCGCCUUCUUCAACGCCAAGGAUGAGACGGGCGAGGUCCUAGGAGUGCCGGCGGACGUCCUGAAGUCGCCUAAGUGGCACGAACUGGCAUCGCUCAACUUCUUCUACUUCGACCCGACCGAGAACCUCAUCCGCACCUCGGAACGUAUGGCCGCCGCUAAUGCCGAGCGCGCCAGACAACAGGCCCAAGAAGCCCAGCAACGACUGCAGGCGAACAACCGACUCUCCGCCCCCGCGGCGCUAGGUGUGCCAUCCUUCGGCGGUUCGUCCGGCGCGGGCGCGGUCCCCUUCGGUAGUCUGGGCACGAUCCGCCGGGGGAAGAGCAUCAUGAUGAGCCGGAACCUGGGGACCAUGCGGCGGGCUAAGGAGGAGAAGCGGAAGGAGGCGCAGGCGGAUCCCAGCGACGAUAUGAUCUUGCGGAUCCUACGCAUGCGGCCCGAGGCGGCGAACUACCUCAAGGAGAGGCAGCGGCAGAAGGAACGCAUGCAAGCUUCCCAGGCAGCGGCUAUGAUUGUCCGACAGAGUGUGCAUCAGGGGUUCAACUCGGGCGGACAACCCGCGUUUGGCGGAGCGCUGUAUGCGAGGGGUCCUGGUGGGGUGUCAAGGCGGUGAAGGUCAGAGCAGGUGGUGAUUUAUCUACGGGCAGUUCCGAGCGACUAGGGGUGGGAAGGUGGAGGCAGCAGAGUUAAGAGGAUGAGGUGAGGGCAGGAUGGGUAACGAUAUUCUCUUUCAUCACGGAUGAUACGUUGCGCUGCUUUCUUCCUGUUGGGUGCUUGUUUACCCGGGUCUGCAGUUACCUGAACGGAUUAUGGGGGCGUUAGGGGAGCAGGUAAUACCCGACAGUAACGAUUUGUGGAAGGUUGUCUGGUCGAUGGAAAUAAUAAUAUCUAGGGUGAUGCUUUACGGUUGAUAACUUUCCUUGGAGAUUUUGCGUGAGAGCAGCGGUGAACGACCAACGGGGGCGGUUUGACCU
Chaetomium strumarium is the source of this 4772-nucleotide messenger RNA. RefSeq lists its product as uncharacterized. Bases 269 to 4411 code for a protein of 1380 amino acids. NCBI's taxonomy places the organism in Eukaryota, Fungi, Ascomycota, Sordariomycetes, Sordariales, Chaetomiaceae. The transcript has 3 exons. The record is from RefSeq and is a predicted model, not a curated record.